Molecule: messenger RNA, 1479 nt
Organism: Haliotis rubra (blacklip abalone)
Lineage: Eukaryota; Metazoa; Mollusca; Gastropoda; Lepetellida; Haliotidae
Product: cornifelin homolog A-like
Exons: 5
Coding region: 16-555 (179 amino acids)
Source: RefSeq, a predicted model, not a curated record
GAUAUAUAAUAAUAUAUGUGCUAUUUGAACGAGGAACAAAACACAACAGAGGCGUUUGCUAAACAGGGUUAUGGAAUUACCAAAGAAAACGGCGAAACCCGUACGAAGACAACGAUGGAGCAGCCAGUUACCUCCCCUGGGCAAGUGACAGUGACUACAUCUCAGCCUGUUCAAGGCGGCUACCCAAUCGGGCCCCCUCCCCCCGUCAACCAGACCACAGUGAUAGUCCAUCAGCCCGGCGCAAUGAUGAGGGACAUUGGACCGCGAGUCUGGAGCUCCGACCUGUGCUCAUGUUUCGAUGACAUCGGCUCAUGCCUGCUUGGGGCUGUGUGUCCUCUCGCCUUGGCCUGCCAGGUGUCUGGGCAGUUGGGGGAGUCAGCCUGUGUCCCCUGCUGUGUUCCUGGGGCACUCGUCGUCUUGAGGACCAAGCUUCGGAUCGAGCAGAACAUACAGGGAACUGUAAUGGACGAUUGUUGCAUGACAACCUUCUGCGGCCCAUGUGCUUUGUGUCAGAUGUCACGUGAGAUUGACUACAUCCGGAACAUGCAACAGUGAGAUGAAGGUCAAGUUUCCAAGACAGAACGCAUCCCACAAAUGGACAUAUGACUACCUCAGAUUUUACUGAAAAAACAUAUUUACAGAACUUUUUACAUAUCAGUCGUAUAUCCCCCUUUCAACAACUGUGACCCACGUUGCCAGUGAAAGAGUGCAUAUGAAUUGUAGCGGUUAAUAGUGUGGUGAAGAAACGGGGACAGAAAAUCAAUGUCAGUUCCUUAUAGGUAUCAAUAUUCAGCUGAGGUGGACUCGAAAUUGUGUGUAACAGAUCUGAUAAAUAACGCAACCAGUUUAAACUUUAAUAUUAGAUCAGGGAGAUUUUGUGAUGUUUCCUUUCUGUAAAUACAUGUAGAUAUUUGUCAAUAGGCGGAAAAUGGGAAUUGAAGCAUUACUUUUUAACCAAGAAUGUUGACACAAAUAUUAUGCCAAGACGAUAAGACUAUUUUCACUAAAACAUUUACCAUUUUCUAUCAUUCAUGGACAUUUUAUGUUCUGCAACAUGUUGUGACGUAUUAGCUGAUCCAUGGGCAGUUCUCUAUCCCUCCGAAACCAGUUCUAGUGUACUUUGCACGGUGUCUUGUGUGUAACCCUGUGGUCAUGUACAUUGCAUGAUGUCUUGUACUGAUGUCUUAGCCAUCUUGAUUAUGCUGUCUUGUACAUUGAGUUGUGUCUAUACCUUUCAUUGUUGAGCAAACUACAUUUCGUAACUACAUCGCCUCAUUGCUGUAACUAAAGGGACCUUUCGGAGAGGCACUCAUGUAGAUCAAUUCUGGAAUACAAGAAGGGCGCAUACAUUUUUACACGUUUAAAUAUUGGCCCAGGCGGCUGGACAAAACACAAUUGUUGCUUCACGGACGCAUAUAGUAUCCUUUGUACAUACGUGUUUUAUGAGUAUUUUGUUAUGAAUAAAAUGUAUUUUAACGA